Hibiscus syriacus is the source of this 1392-nucleotide messenger RNA. Its product is annotated as high affinity nitrate transporter 2.7-like. The transcript has 2 exons. Gene Ontology annotation, molecular function: nitrate transmembrane transporter activity. Gene Ontology annotation, biological process: transmembrane transport. Bases 1 to 1392 code for a protein of 463 amino acids. The record is from RefSeq and is a predicted model, not a curated record. NCBI's taxonomy places the organism in Eukaryota, Viridiplantae, Streptophyta, Magnoliopsida, Malvales, Malvaceae.
AUGGAACCUUCUUCUCCAAGAAACAACAGAACCACUGAAUUUCACCCUUUCUCCACUUCACCGCCUCACAUGCUUGCCUUCCACCUCGCAUGGCUGUCGUUGUUCUCUUGUUUCUUUUCAACCUUUUCAAUCCCUCCCCUUAUUCCAGUCAUCCGCCGAAACCUGAAUCUCUCCGCCGCCGACGUCGACGCUGCCGGUACAGCAGCUUUCGUCAGCUCCAUCUUCUCCCGCCUAGCCAUGGGACCCGUUUGCGACCUCGUCGGCCCACGUGUCGCUUCCGCCACUCUCUCCCUCCUUAUUGCUCCUAUUGUUUUAGCCACCGCUUUCAUUUCAUCACCAACUUCUUUCAUCCUGGUACGGUUCCUCGUCGGUUUUUGUUUAGGAAACUUCGUGGCCAACCAGUUCUGGAUGAGCUCAAAGUUCUCCACCUCAGUCGUCGGUCUCGCCAACGGUUUCGCUGCCAGUUGGGCUAGCAUGGGAGCCGGCGUUGCUCAGUUAAUCAUGCCCCUCUUGUUUUCCCUCGUGAAAUCCUUUAACGUGCCGGAAAACACCGCAUGGCGGGUCGUUUUCGUCGUUCCGGCGACUUUCCAAGCUAUAACAGCGGUACUGGUCUUAGUUUACGGCCAAGAACUCCCACGUGAGAACCAUGAGAAUUCGAAAAAGGUUUCCAGCAAGCCAAAUGAGAGUUUUCUGGAAGUUCUUUUUAGUGGAUUGAUGAACUAUAGAGGGUGGAUAUUAGGCUUAAUAUACGCUUUCUCUUUUGGGGUGGAGAUGACAAUGGAUAAUAUCAUUGCUCAGUAUUUUUACUAUAUAUUUGGAGUGAAUUUAGAGGUUGCCGGAACGAUAGCGGCUUGCUUCGGGUUGACGAACAUUUUCGCUCGGCCGAUGGGCGGGGUGGUUUCGGAUUGGAUGGCAAAGUGGUUCGGGAUCAGAGGCAGGCUUUGGGGUUUGUGGGUGGUCCAGACGGUGGCGGGUUUGCUUUGUGUUUCGAUGGGACGAGUUGACUCGUUAGGUGGUUCCAUUGCCUUGAUGUGUGUAUUCUCUGUGUUCGUUCAAGCUUCUUCCGGACUCACGUUUGGCAUUGUUCCUUUCGUUUCCAAAAGGUCACUGGGAGUGAUAUCGGGGAUGACGGGGAGUGGAGGGACACUGGGGGCAGUUGUGACACAAACGCUGUUGUUUUCGGGGGAUAAAUUUUCGACUCAAACAGGCAUUUCCAUAAUGGGGCUUAUGAUGAUCGUUUGCUCACUUCCCAUCACCUUAAUCUACUUUCCUCGGUGGGGAGGCAUGUUUUGCGCUCCUCAUUUCUUGCAUCAAGUUCCAACUCAUGAACAACAUUAUCGUCUUCUGGUUCCAGACAUAGAAGCAAUGGCAAUGGCAAUGGCCAAUGACUAA